Molecule: messenger RNA, 1593 nt
Organism: Hipposideros armiger (great roundleaf bat)
Lineage: Eukaryota; Metazoa; Chordata; Mammalia; Chiroptera; Hipposideridae
Gene: FKBP14
Product: FKBP prolyl isomerase 14
Exons: 4
Coding region: 306-941 (211 amino acids)
Molecular function (GO): calcium ion binding; peptidyl-prolyl cis-trans isomerase activity
Source: RefSeq, a predicted model, not a curated record
CAUUAUUGCAGCGUCAAUGGCUUGAGAGGCUCCUGAAGGACAGCACCACAAGCCAAUAGAGACCGGGCUACCCAGGAGACCACGUUGUAAGAGCCAAUCCGGCCCGAGUUUGGGUUUAACUCUUUAGAGGUGAGAUAUUAAUGCAUGGGAAAGUUGUCUGUAGUAACGGUGCCACGUCUGCUAGGAAGGGAGAGUCAUGAACUUGCCGGAGGCCGUUAUCCUUUAGCUUCAAAUACAUUCUUAACUCUAUGAGGUCCGGGGCCCUUUCUCUGUUUUCGUAGGAACUUCUUUCCUGCUCCAGCAACAUGAGGCUUCUUUUGUGGAACUCGGUCCUGGCGCUGUUGGUCACUUCUUCGAGCGGGGCUCUCAUCCCUGAGCCAGAAGUGAAGAUCGAAGUGCUCCAGAAGCCAUUCAUCUGCCAUCGCAAGACCAAAGGAGGGGAUUUGAUGUUGGUCCACUAUGAAGGCUACUUAGAAAAAGACGGCUCUUUAUUUCACUCAACUCACAAACAUAACAAUGGUCAGCCCAUCUGGUUUACCCUGGGCGUCUUGGAGGCUAUCAAAGGUUGGGACCAGGGCUUGAAGGGAAUGUGUGUUGGAGAGAAGAGAAAGCUCAUUAUCCCUCCUGCCCUGGGUUAUGGAAAAGAAGGAAAAGGUAAAAUUCCCCCUGAGAGUACACUGAUAUUUAACAUUGAUCUCCUGGAGAUUCGAAAUGGACCAAGAUCUCAUGAAUCAUUCCAAGAAAUGGAUCUGGAUGAUGACUGGAAACUCUCUAAAGAAGAGGUAAAAGUGUAUUUAAAGAAGGAGUUUGAAAAGCAUGGUGCGGUGGUGAAUGAAAGUCAUCAUGAUGUUUUGGUGGAGGAUAUUUUUGAUAAAGAAGAUGAAGACAAAGAUGGAUUUAUAUCUGCUAGAGAAUUUACAUAUAAACAUGAUGAGUUAUAGAGAUACCUCUGCUCAUUUUAUAUAGCAUUUAUCCUUAGAAGACAACCAUCUUUUAAAAGUCUUAUUUUUGAACAUUGCUCUGUUAUUGCUUUGUUUUUUAUUUUUAUAUAUUAUUCUGAAUAUUAUUUGAAGAAACCCUUAGGGUUUCUGAGUACCUAGUUCUUUCUGGUGAGUUAUUGGAAAGAAAAAAAAUGCCAUUAAAUAGAAGAUUUCUAGACCAUUUUCACAUACUUGUAUGAAGUCUUAUGUUUUACUUGCUUACUUAUAAUUUUAAAAUAUUGUACCUGGGAGUAUGCCCAACAUAAGACCAGGCAUAGUUCAAAUCAGCAACCUUUUGUUUCUACUUCCCUCUAUUUUCUCUAAUUUAGAUACUGACGUUUGGAAAGUCUUUUGCAAUAGCCCAAGGCUUACUGUUUUCAUGUUAUAAUGAAACAGUGUGUCUGUAACUACCUUUGUGUCUCUGCUUAAGGAAACAGAAAAAUGGUGUUGAACUGUAUUAGUUCCUGCUUGACUUGAGGAGAUGUGAUAUGCUGAAAUGAUUAACAAAGUUACUAACUUAUAGAUAUAUUGAAACAUUCUGCCUAAGACUCAAGCUAUGUAAGGUUUCGGUUCCUGAUGGCUACUGAUCUAUCAUGAUAAACAGGACAAAUUA